AUGUCGGGCGUCGUCGCAUCGCAAGUCGUGCAUUCUAACGCGCCAAGCCUCCUACUACUAGUAUGGUUACACGGAUUCAAAGGUGGCGACGAUACUUUCGAGUCGUUUCCGGAACGGUUGACCUUCCUGUUGUCCGAGACCUGGCCCAAAACUAAAUGCACUUCAAUCAUCUAUCCUGCAUACGAUACACGAGGAUCCCUGUCAAAAGCAUCCGAGGUCUUUUUGGAUUGGUUGACCGUCAAAACAACGGAGUAUGAAACCGCACACGAGAAAACCUCGCCAGGCAAGAGCAAAGCAGAUGCGGGACGAGAGCAAGCGUAUGUCAUUUUAUUGGGCCACAGUAUGGGUGGAUUGGUAAUAGCUGAUGCAACGUUGAAGCUUAUUCGUGAACGAGAUUCUCAAACGGAUCUACAAGAGUCGAUCAUCUGGCCUGGAAUCAUUGGAUUGAUUGGCUACGAUACGCCUUAUUAUGGCCUCAAUCCGACUUUCUUUGCCAAUACUGCUAACGAAUACCUGGGACAUGCAAAGAUGGCCCAGCAAGUCAUGAACAAUCUUGGCCUGGGGCUUGCACUCGGUAUGGGGGCUGUCGGUUCAAGCUCGACCAGUGGACCUGCAACUCCCAAAAACGAAAAAUUACCUCCUGAAACGGAAAAGAAAAACCAAAACCAAAAAACGCAAACACCGCCCACAAGCGCAGGUAGUAAUUGGAUGAAACUCGGUCUAGCCGCUGUUGGUGUUGCCGGUCUAGCCGCUGCGGCUGGAACGACUUACUGGCAGAAGGACAAGAUUACAGAAAAUGUGGGCUGGGCAGCCAGUCAUCUAGAUUAUAUCAAAGAGUUGUUUGAAACUGAUCGACUGAAUCAAAGAAUGUCAGACAUUAUCAAAAUCAAACCCGCCGUAAAUUUUCAUUGUUUUUACACCGAAAUCCCCAAAGUGGAUUCCCAUUCGAGUGAUCGGCAUUUCAUAAUAUUGCCAACCUCCAAGACCCAGCCUAGAGGUAUUGAUGCUAGCUUCUCCGCGAACCGGAACCAAAAAUCACCCAAUGAGAUUAAUGCUCAUACAACGAUGUUUAAUCAGAAUUCGAACUCAGGGUAUUGGAAUCUUGGCAAGGACAGCGCCCGAUUGAUCUCAGAGUGGCUACAAGAAUCUCAUCAACGUCGGACUAAUUUGGUCCGAACCCCAGAUGAUCAUGUCCUUGAUCAAUCGUCGAGGUUCACCCAAAAUGCCGAGAAUCGCGAUCAAUUGACCCAAGAUGCCAGGGUGAAAUUGGAAGAUGAAAUUGGAGACCAAGGGCUACGAGAUGAACUGUGA
Molecule: messenger RNA, 1311 nt
Organism: Puccinia triticina
Lineage: Eukaryota; Fungi; Basidiomycota; Pucciniomycetes; Pucciniales; Pucciniaceae
Exons: 7
Coding region: 1-1311 (436 amino acids)
Source: RefSeq, a predicted model, not a curated record